Molecule: messenger RNA, 1132 nt
Organism: Zingiber officinale
Lineage: Eukaryota; Viridiplantae; Streptophyta; Magnoliopsida; Zingiberales; Zingiberaceae
Product: mitochondrial dicarboxylate/tricarboxylate transporter DTC-like
Exons: 6
Coding region: 163-1062 (299 amino acids)
Molecular function (GO): oxoglutarate:malate antiporter activity
Source: RefSeq, a predicted model, not a curated record
AAAACUUUUGCAUUGCGGGCGGACCAAGCGAAGUAAUGGUCGGGAGGCGCCGCCCACCCGCUUCGCGAUUUAUUAAAUAAAUAAAAUCUGAUUCUCGGUCUCGCGCUUCCUGCUCGCUCGUCGAUCCCCCUCUCUCUGUCUCCCCCGAUCUCUUGAGCGGUGAUGGCGGAGGGGAAGUCCACUAGUCAGACCGGAGCCUGGAGCACCGUCAAGCCCUUCGCCAAUGGCGGUCUCUCCGGCAUGCUCGCCACCUGCGCCAUCCAGCCCAUCGAUAUGGUCAAGGUGAGGAUCCAGCUGGGCCAGGGGUCGGCUGCUCAAGUGACGAAGAAUAUGCUUGCCAACGAAGGCUUCGGUUCGUUUUACAAGGGACUAUCAGCUGGUUUACUUAGGCAGGCUACUUAUACAACUGCGAGAUUGGGUUCCUUUAGAGUGUUGACAAACAAAGCUGUUGAGGCUAAUGACGGCAAACCACUGCCUUUGCUUCAGAAAGCCGCUAUUGGUCUUACAGCUGGAGCAAUUGGAGCGAGUGUUGGAAGCCCAGCAGAUUUGGCACUCAUCAGGAUGCAAGCCGAUGCGACUUUGCCUGCAGCUCAGAGAAGAAACUACAAAAAUGCUUUCCAUGCUCUCUACCGAAUCAUUGCUGAUGAGGGGGUUCUCGCUUUGUGGAAAGGUGCAGGUCCUACAGUAGUAAGAGCAAUGUCACUCAAUAUGGGUAUGCUUGCAUCGUAUGAUCAGAGUGUUGAGCUGUUCAGGGAUUCCCUUGGCUUUGGUGAAGUUAGCACCGUGCUUGGAGCUAGUGCUGUUUCAGGGUUCUUUGCAUCUGCUUGUAGUUUACCUUUUGACUACGUGAAAACACAAAUACAGAAGAUGCAGCCCGACGCCAAUGGGAAGUAUCCCUACACUGGAUCUUUGGACUGUGCGAUGCAGACCUUAAAAUCUGGUGGCCCUUUAAAAUUUUACACUGGAUUUCCCGUCUACUGUGUCAGAAUUGCUCCACAUGUCAUGAUGACGUGGAUUUUCCUGAAUCAAAUUCAGAAGUUUGAAAAGUCACUGGGCUUAUAGAAUUAUAGUUAUUGGAUACGUGCAACUUAAUUUAACUGUUUUCCUAUAAUAUAAUAUCUAUUGAAGUCAA